Messenger RNA from Rosa rugosa (rugosa rose), 767 nucleotides. Its product is annotated as non-classical arabinogalactan protein 30-like. The record is from RefSeq and is a predicted model, not a curated record. The coding region runs from base 48 to 569 and encodes 173 amino acids. Lineage: Eukaryota; Viridiplantae; Streptophyta; Magnoliopsida; Rosales; Rosaceae. The transcript has a single exon.
CUCUUAUAGCUAAGCUCCUGCUUACUACCCCCAACUGCUAAUAAGACAUGGCAAGCAGGAAGCUUUUCGUUGUCGUCUCAUCCCUCCUCCUCAUCUCAUUGGCAUCCUUCCCUUCCAUAACUGCCACCACAUACCAGCCAAAGGCCGCUGUGCAUGUGGUUGUGGAAGGCAUGGUAUACUGCCAGAGCUGUGACUACCGUGGAUGGUCCUUGACCGGAGCUACCCCACUCCCUUUGGCUAAAGUCAGCGUCGUUUGCAAAAACAACAUAGGCCAAGUCGGUUACUACAAGACUUUCCAAGCAAACGCUAACGGCUACGUGUAUGCUGAGCUAGAAGGCAACAAAAUGAACCGUGCAUUGGACUAUCCCCUUCAGAACUGCAGAGUGAAGCUAGUUUCUUCUCCACUUCAAAAGUGCAACCUUGCCACCAAUGUCAAUUAUGGCAUUGAUGGCGCCCAUCUUCGUUCCGAAGGCAAGAGUUACACGAGUCCGAAUUAUAAUGCUGUCAUAUAUGCUGCAGGGCCCUUUGCUUUCCGUCCUUCUCGUUGUCCUUACACUACCCACCAUUGAUAUCCGACACGCCAUUCCUUGAUCAACUUAGCUCCCCAUUCAAACUUAAUCUUUGCAUCUGUAUUACUUUGUAAGCUUUUUGUUCCAAGUGUAACUGUGUUUCCAGAUGGUUUUGUUUCUUGAAUGUUUGUACUAUGCAGUGUGAAAUGAAAUGUUUCAUUUGCCCAAAAUUUUAAUAAUAUAAAUCUUUUCUCUUUA